AAAGUAACUCCACCCCCAGCAGUGCCAUUUCAAGUACCGAGACUCUCGUUGCCAUCAUUCACGAAAUCUCCUCCCAAUGAAUUGUACAGGAAGCUAUUACCGGCACUGCUGUUUAUAUUAACUUUCGUGACCGUGAUGACAAUGCUUCUCAUUUAUAUGGAUACAUUUGCUCUAGGUGCCCAGCAAUUCCGGCUAAACAUGACCAAAGAUAAGGAGCUGGCCAGUAUCUCUGCCGAGUCUCCGACCCUGGUUGCGUAUGUGAGACAACUACAUCUUGCUCCGAGACCACCUCGAACACCGCCACCUCCACCCACACCGACUCCUAGAGUUGCCGUGCUGGAUAGCAUAUUGGGAGAAAUACACAACGGUACACUAGUGGAGUUCCUGCCUCGGGGUCCGAGAGACUCCACCGCUGCUUACUUGGAGACAGCUCGUGGCUGGGGCGGAGUCGCCGUCCGCGCUGCCCCCAGAGACUACCUGGCGUUGCGGGGCGCGGCCCGGGCCCUGCACGCCUGCCUCAGCCCUACCGACCACCCACGAGUGGUGAGCUACGAGGAGGCGGAGCACGGCGGCGGCGUGUUCCGCUCGCGCGUGCUGUGCCUGCCGCUGCUGACGGUGCUGCUGGCGGCGGACGCGGCGCGCGCGCACUACACGGCGCUGGCCGGGCCCGCCGCGCCGCCCGCGCUGCUGGCGCUGCCCUUCCGCCGCCUGCGACUGCGGGUGCGUGUAAUCGAUUACCGCUCGACCGACCCCGUCGCCCUGAACAAGACAACGCAGAUCCUUGAGGCGAACAACUACACCGUGGCUGCCACCUUCGACGAUGGUAUCAUGUAUGCCCUCAAAGACGCUGGGGAGAACUGAAAAUCAUUCGCAUAA
Messenger RNA from Melitaea cinxia (Glanville fritillary), 876 nucleotides. It is a transcript of the gene S, whose product is annotated as protein Star. The record is from RefSeq and is a predicted model, not a curated record. NCBI's taxonomy places the organism in Eukaryota, Metazoa, Arthropoda, Insecta, Lepidoptera, Nymphalidae. The transcript has 5 exons. The annotation marks the transcript as partial.